Messenger RNA from Marchantia polymorpha subsp. ruderalis, 2993 nucleotides. The record is from the annotation of a GenBank genome assembly. Lineage: Eukaryota; Viridiplantae; Streptophyta; Marchantiopsida; Marchantiales; Marchantiaceae.
GCACAGACGCGCCUCAACUCGGCCUCCGCUUCGUAGAGAACGAAGAUGUGCCGGAGCCGGAUGAUGAUGGAUCGACUUAAAGCCGCCCGGAGACGUUUGGCGUAGCAGGCCACGAAGCAACGAACCGAAGGAAGGGAGAAUUGCCUGCCUCGAGGUGCGUCUCGUCUCGUCUCUGUCUGUCUGUCCGUCCCAUCCCGUCCCUUCACUUGCCUUCCCUUCCCUUGCCUUGCCUUUCCAUCAUCCCCAUCCCCAUCCCAUCCCAUCCCAUCCCCGCCCCCGCUCGCUCCCUCCCUCGCUCUCUCGCUUCCCCCCACCCACCACCACCUCCACCUCCACCUCCUCCUCCUGCUGUCUGCCCUCCCUCCCCUCCCCUCAGCUCGGCUCGUCUCGUCUCGUCUCGUCCCGUCUCGACCCUGCCCUCGACUCCGCUCCCCCACGCGGCCCGUCUGUCUGUCCGCCUGGCUAUCUAUCUAUCUGAACAUUCAUUCUGAUCACCUUUUUUAAGCUUGGCUUUGCCCGUCGGACUGAAAGGCAAAGGCCAAGGCAAAGGCGCAUGGGGCAAGGGUCUGGGCUGGGCUGGUAGCGCGUAUCUACCGUACGUGUGCCGAUCUUCUUCCCUAAGAUAUGUUUGUCAACCUGCUGUUGCAACGGUACCUGGACAGCCCAAUUGUCUCUGUCGUCGAGGGUUGCGCGCUCGGCCGACCUAGUGCACUCAGCGGAGUGGUGUUUGAUGCGUGCGCACGCGCUGUGCCGUCCCCGUGUGCAGAGAUUGUGAUGGUGUGCUGAGUAGGUUUCCCUUUGACUGUGCGUUUCGAGAUCUCUUGGCUUCCUACAGAGAUUUAGGUGCUCGUGCUCGUGCUGUGCUGUGCUGUGCUAGCGCUCUUGAGGAUCAAGGAGAGUAUCUUUUGCUCUUUCGUUCUGUCCGUGGCUCUUGAAUUUCACAUCGCUCUGGAAUGCGUCGUAGGCUUUGAAAUUAGUCGUGGGCCGAGGCGGCGAGGCAAAACCAGGAGAAGAAACAGAAGACGGGGAAGGGGAGAGAGUGGAGUGGAGUUGAGUGGAGGAAGAGGAAGGAGAGAGAGGGAGAGAGAGAGAGGAGGGAGAAAGGAGUAGAUUUGGCUAGAGCUGUUGUUGGUGAUGAUAGUGUGGUGAUGUGCGAGCCUUUGUCGUGUUUGGUCUUUUUCAGGAGUAUCGAAGAAUCAGGCUCAGGCAAGAUCACCAUCACGACGACCACCCUGAGCUGGGGGGUUAAGCUCGGAGGCAACAGUGGCAGGGAACAAGCGUCCCAAGCUUGACUUGGCGGGAAGUCCUUCAAUGAGUGAACCUUCGGAAGAGGAGGCGCCCUCUCUGAGACUGACAUUGUCCCCUCCGGGACAGCAUAUCCAUCACCAUCACGAUGAACGAGCUCCUCCUCUUCCCACGUUCACUCCGCAAGCCGCAUCCUCAGCUGAAUCAGAGCCUGAGCGGAGUAGACCUAGACGAGCGUCUCGUCAAACCUCCGUUGAUCGACCCAGCGCAAAACUUAAAGAGGAGCGAAUUGCGAACCCCUACCCCUGGGCCACGGACAGGAGAGCCGUGGUGAUGUCCCUGGACAGGAUCGCACGAUCUGGAAUCUGCAGCAUUCAAGGAGAUGUGGUUUGCAAGAGGUGCGAUGGAAGUCAGAAGGUCGAUUACAAUCUGCAGGCGUAUUUUCUCCAGCUUGACAACUAUUUCAUGGCCAACAAAGACCUGAUGCAUGACCGUGCCCCUAAACUUUGGAUGGUCCCCCGCCUGCUCAAUUGCUCCAUGUGCCACCAAAGCGACUGUGUGAAGCCUGUCAUACACCCACGCAAGCGAUACAUCAACUGGCUGUUCCUGAUGCUCACUCAAACGCUAGGUCUUUGUACUCUGGAUCAACUUAAAUAUUUCUGCAAACACACGCACAAACACCGCACCGGUGCCAAGGAUAGGGUUCUCUAUCUCACGUAUGUGGGGCUGCUGAAACAGCUCAAUCCUGCAGGUCACUAUGAUUGACUGACCGUGGUGAGAGUGGGCAAUUCAAGUGUUUAGCAGUGAGCUGAUGGGUUCUUUGCCAGACUAUGACUGUGUGUUCCUCGUGAUUCACGAGUGACCUCGUCUGACCAAAGAACAUCUUGUCGUUCGAAGUCAGGCCCAGGGGUCUUCAGUUCCUCCAUUGAGGUAACUUGUUUUGAGUAUCUCAUCUCCGGCACUGCCGAGUUUCAAACUAUUGUGGAGAUUUUUUUCAUGACGUGCAUUCGAAGUGUCAACCCUAGCUACUGCAGGAAAUUGGGGCAUGAUGUGGUCCGUUUCGAAACAUAACACUCAUUCCCUUUCACUUGAUAUUCUCGUUCAACUUGUCUUCUGAGUAAUCACUGGCCAGAUAUAUAUUAUUGGGUGAAAUCCCGGCUCGCAGUUACGUUCGUUCAUCCCAUCAUCAUCGGUCAGCUGAGCCGGGGUGGCUGCUGCUGUCUCUUUCGUCCCCUCAUGGUCACAUGACUCCACGGCAUGCACUCGAGGACGCCCCAUCCCAUCCCUGCAGCACUGAAGGAAACUCUUUUCUUCUUCUGUUCUUCUGAUGUUACCUUGCCGACUACUCUUGUGGAAUAGGCUUUGAGAUUUUCCAGUCUGUAGUCUUGCAGUGAGCUGAUUUCAUGGUAUGACAUGAGAGUGGGUCAGGCGCCAAUGUCUACUCUGCGAGCACUGCGUGAUGACCACUACUUCUCGUUGGCUUUCUGGCCAACUUUCUUUCACAUUCAGCAGCCGAAAACAACAACCGGUGAUACAUGAUAUCUCGGCAUUCUGGGAUGUCGUUGUGGUGUGCAAUCUUUGCCUGAUGCCCCUUGUCGUAGACUUGCCUGUAGACUGACUCGAGCCAGUCUCCCAUGGUGGAGCAAGACCAAGUCUGCAGAUUGCCUUUUUCCAGUUAUGUGAUAUUUUGGAAAGUGCCAAAUCUCUGUCAAUAAAGAGGCUGCUUUGAGCAGGGUGAAAUUGUCCUU